UUCGCUGUUGUUUGUGUAGAUAACUGACGUCGCUGCAUAUUCCAUUAAUGAUAACGCUUGGAAAAACAGCAGUAUGUCUAGAUAAAUAUUGUCUGUGGUCUAGUUGUUAAUUAUAAUAAUAUAUUUUCUUGACUGUUACGUAACUGUAUAUAAAUUCCACGCUAAUAUCUAUACUCUAAUUUGAAGUUUAAAACCAUGAAGGUCCACACAGUAUUGGGUGCAGUAUUACCAAGUGACCUGGGCAGGACUCUGACGCACGAGCACUUGUCUAUGGAGUUCAAUCAUUUCUACCGGAAGCCACCAAAUCAAAUCGCACACAGAUUUCAAUCAGGAUUUACCCUGGAGAAUGUUGGCUAUAUAAGGCAAUAUCCAUAUAGUUCUAAAUUUAACAUAGUUAUGAAUGACGACCAUUCGAAACAUGCUGUUUAUAACGACGUUGGAGUUUUUAAGGAAUUAGGUGGUGGAACUAUAGUUGAAAAUACCACUAUCGGAUUAAAUAGGGAUAUAGAUUUUUACAAGUCCGUCUCAGAAAAAACGGGAGUGCAUGUGGUUGCAGGAACUGGGCACUAUAUCGCUGAUGUUCAAAAUGAUACGAUAUUAGAUAUAAGAACAGAAGAUCUUUAUAACCUUAUGUUGACAGAACUGACAGAAGGCUGUAUCGAUAAUCCCAUUGUCAAAGCUGGUUUUGUGGGUGAGAUUGCCAGUGUUUGGCCCAUUAAAGACUUUGAACGCAGAGCUAUAAGAGCAGCUGGUGAGAUCCAGGCUCAGCUCGGAUGUGGAAUCAGUUUCCAUCCUCACAGGGAUCCGAAAGCACCGUUUGAGAUUAUACGGCUGUAUACCGAAGCGGGUGGAAGAGUUAACAAAGCUGUCAUGUCACACCUCGACCGUACGAUUAAAUUGUAUUACUCCCUAGUAUAUCCGACAGACUUUAUACAGUGUUUUGUUUAUAGAAGAGGAGGACAAGCGAGGGGUUACCUGGUGUUAAGUGAUCACCACCGCCCACACCACCAUUUAGAAAAAUGCACACUGCUAGAAUUGGAGCAACUAUUAGAAUUCUCUGAGCUUGGUACUUAUUGCCAGCUGGAUCUGUUCGGUACAGAAGUAUCCCACUACCAGCUCAACAUCCACAUGGACAUGCCGUCGGAUGCACAGCGACUUAAUAUGAUCAAGGCGCUCGUGAACGAGGGGAGGGAGGAGCGAGUGCUGAUGUCGCACGACAUUCACACCAAGCAUAGACUGAUCGACUUUGGCGGUCACGGUUACAGCCAUAUAUUCUUCAACGUUCUACCAAAGAUGUUGGCCAAAGGUUUCACUCAAGCACAGAUAGAUAAAAUCACAAUAGAAAAUCCAGCGAAUUGGCUGUCCGUUACCUACUAGUGUUUAAUUCACGAGAAAUAUAGAGAUAUUCGACGGAGUUGAAGAAGAAGUUAUAUAUAAAAUGAAAUACAUAUAACACAAAAUAUACGAGAAUAUUCUGGCUUAAGAUGAAAUAGAUUAUUUUAUUCAUUCUAACAUUUAAUAAAAUAUACACAUUACAAAUCUA
Leptidea sinapis is the source of this 1543-nucleotide messenger RNA. Its product is annotated as phosphotriesterase-related protein. The transcript has 6 exons. Gene Ontology annotation, biological process: catabolic process. Gene Ontology annotation, molecular function: hydrolase activity, acting on ester bonds; zinc ion binding. NCBI's taxonomy places the organism in Eukaryota, Metazoa, Arthropoda, Insecta, Lepidoptera, Pieridae. The record is from RefSeq and is a predicted model, not a curated record. The coding region runs from base 196 to 1377 and encodes 393 amino acids.